Molecule: messenger RNA, 708 nt
Organism: Kickxella alabastrina
Lineage: Eukaryota; Fungi; Kickxellomycota; Kickxellomycetes; Kickxellales; Kickxellaceae
Exons: 4
Coding region: 1-708 (235 amino acids)
Source: RefSeq, a predicted model, not a curated record
AUGUCAGGCUCUAGCGACAACGAACAGCAAUCCACCAGCCGUGUGGCCAAACCACAAAAGCGCAAGACCACCGCAGAGAUCCGGGAUAUCAACAAGGAAAAGAGCGUGUUCAGCGCGAAGGCUCUGACGAAACCCUCCAAGCAGCCCACCAAUACCUUAACCAAUGGGUGCAAGACCGUGGGUCGUGGAAAUUUAACAAAGCCAAGCAACUCUGGCUUCUCCGUCACAUCUACUCAGACACCAAAAUCCCCCCCACUCUUCCCCUCCGCUCUCCAAUACUUUGCUGCGGCCGGCGAUGGUCUGAAGAAAACCAUGGUGGAUAAUGCCAGACUUGUCUGCAUCCGAUUUAGGAUGACGAAGGGCGAGAUUCGGAGCAUGAAGCGGGUGGCGACUAAGAAGGUUACAGAUGGUGAGGCUGAGCCGAAGACGGAGGCAAAGCCGGAGGAGGAGAUUAGAGAGGGAGCUUCGGAGGAUAUUGUAGAGAGGGCGGAGAAGGUUAUUGAGGCUUUGACUGCGACGCCUCCCUCUGCCACUGCUGCUGCUCCUACACCGGAUGAGGUGCCGAAGAAGAAGAGCAAGUCAUCAAAGGAAAAGAAGGAAAAGUCCAAGUCCAAGUCCGAGACCAAGUCCAAGUCCGAGACAAUCCAAGGACAAAAGCCCAAGGACAAGAAGUCCAAGGACAAGAAGGACAAGAAAUCCAAAAAAUAA